AUGAGCGAUUUUUCUGAGAAACUGAAAAAGUUUCCUGGUUUGUUGUGGCAUACAAUUUGGAGAGUUGGUCGGGAUGAUCCUAGAAGAGUUGUCCAUGCUUUGAAAGUUGGCUUUUCUUUGACAUUGGUUUCCUUGUUGUAUCUACUGGAGCCAUUGUUCCUAGGGAUAGGCCAGAAUGCUAUUUGGGCUGUCAUGACUGUUGUAGUUGUGCUUGAGUUCACAGCAGGAGCAACAUUGUGCAAAGGACUUAAUAGAGGAUUAGGGACCCUCUUAGCAGGAUCAUUGGCAUUUCUCAUUGAGUACAUUGCAGAAAAAACUGGGCACGUCUUUCGAGCUGUUUUCAUUGGUACUGCAGUUUUUGUGAUAGGAGCUACAGCUACAUACAUGAGGUUCUUUCCCAAUGUAAAGAGGAACUAUGACUACGGUGUCCUCAUAUUCCUCCUGACCUUUAAUCUGAUAACCGUGUCAAGCUAUCGCGUGAGCAAUGUAUUGAAGAUUGCACAUGAGCGCUUCUACACCAUUGCCAUUGGUUGUGGUAUUUGCCUAGUAAUGACCCUUUUCAUAUUCCCAAUUUGGUCCGGAGAAGAUCUCCAUAAUUCCACGGUGGCCAAGCUUGAAGGGCUAGCUAAAUCUAUACAAGCUUGUGUUGAUGAAUAUUUUAGUGAUGUUGAGAAAGAAAAGACCCAAGAUAAGUCAUCCGAGGAUCCGAUCUACAAAGGAUACAAGGCAGUAUUAGACUCAAAAUCUCAAGAUGAAACUUUAGCAUUACAUGCAAGUUGGGAGCCAAGACAUUCAUGGCAUUGCAGAUAUCCUUGGCAGCAGUAUGUGAAACUAGGAGCUGUUCUGCGUCAUUUCGGUUACACUGUUGUAGCUUUACAUGGAUGUUUGCAAACUGAAAUUCAGACACCUGGUUAUUGCCGAGCACUCUUCAAAGAUCCAUGCAUUCGCGUUGCAAGUGAAGUAUCAAAAGCAUUAAUGGAACUUGCCAAUAGUAUAAAGAAUCGACGUCAUUGUUCUCCUGAGAUACUCUCCGACCAUCUCCACGAAGCCUUGCAAGACCUCAACAAUGCCCUAAAAUCUCAACCAAGACUUUUUCUAGGCUCCAACAAUAACCAAGCCACCAACAUGCUAGCCCUAGCAGCCGCGCAUGCUAACACUAGCCAAAAGCAUGAAAAAAACAAUGGAGUGUCGUUAUCAAGUUUUAAGACCGACACUUCUGCAUUGCUCGAAUGGAAAUCCAAAAGGAUGAAUAAUGAACUGUCAAAAUCAGAAGCAGCAGAAAGGAAGGCGUUGAGGCCACAAUUGAGUAAAAUAGCUAUCACAAGCCUCGAGUUCUCAGAAGCACUCCCAUUCGCGGCAUUUGCUUCUUUGCUAGUAGAGACAGUGGCAAGGUUAGAUAAUGUUAUUGAGGAAGUUCAGGAAUUGGGAAGGAUAGCAUGCUUUAAAGAGUUUAAACCCGGUGACGAGGUUAUCGUAAAUUGCGAUACCCCAAAGGUUAAUAUUACUAUAAAUCAUUUGUCUUCUCAGGGAGUAGAAUGA
Molecule: messenger RNA, 1539 nt
Organism: Dovyalis caffra
Lineage: Eukaryota; Viridiplantae; Streptophyta; Magnoliopsida; Malpighiales; Salicaceae
Source: the annotation of a GenBank genome assembly